Cryptomeria japonica (Japanese cedar) is the source of this 1235-nucleotide messenger RNA. Its product is annotated as selT-like protein. The coding region runs from base 203 to 895 and encodes 230 amino acids. The record is from RefSeq and is a predicted model, not a curated record. The transcript is spliced from 4 exons. Gene Ontology annotation, molecular function: thioredoxin-disulfide reductase (NADPH) activity. Lineage: Eukaryota; Viridiplantae; Streptophyta; Pinopsida; Cupressales; Cupressaceae. Gene Ontology annotation, cellular component: endoplasmic reticulum membrane. Gene Ontology annotation, biological process: cell redox homeostasis.
CUUUAGGGCAAUGGAAGGUAUUUUAAAGCAUCUGUGAGCAUCGCUGGUAAUUAUUAUAGCGUUAAAAUAGAUCAUUUUGUUCUUCUUAAAAUAGACCAUUUCUGCUUCUUCUUCCCCGGAGUGAGAAUAUCAAAGUCUCCUCGAAGAAAGGGCAAGAGAAAAAUAGCUCCUUAACCAGAAUUGGGUCUGUGAAUUUCGUUUCAUGGUGGAAAUGGACAGAACUCAGAUGAUGAUCUUGGGGGUUUGCGCGUUUCUGGUGGCUUCUGACUUAUGGAAUGCAUUCACACCCCCGCCUUCUAAGCCACAUCCUCACGACCAUCAUGAUGGACAUCAUCGACGGGAUUCGAUUCCUGUACCUAAGAAAGUUCUCCAAUCCGCUGCCAUUCCGGAACUUGAAACAGUGGAUGAACCUGGAGCUGGUACCACAGUUCAUAUAUCAUUCUGCUCAUCUUGUUCAUACAGGAGCACAGCCUUAACAAUGAAGAAAAUGUUAGAGAUUGCAUUUCCUGGUGUUGAUGUGGUACUUUCAAAUUAUCCCCCACCACUACCAAAACGCAUGCUCAGCAAGUUAGUGCCUGGGCUACAAAUUGGUAGUAUUGUGUUUGUUGUUGCAGGGGAUCAUAUUUUCCCAAGAUUGGGAUAUAUGGUACCACCUCCUUGGUACUAUACUUUGAAACAGAAAAGAUUUGGAGUAAUUGCAACCACCUGGCUUCUUGGAAAUGCACUGCAGUCGUUUCUUCAAAACACUGGAGCUUUUGAAGUAGAAUGCAAUGGUGAACUGGUGUUUUCUAAGCUGAGAGAGAAUAAGUUUCCAAGCGAACUUGAGUUAAGGCUACUCAUUGCCAGGUCAUUGGGAGCAAAAGAUUCACUGCCUCAUAGUGGACAUCUCAUUUAAAGAGUGACACGGAUGGAAUAAUUUUGACCUUGGCAAUGAUGCUUCAUUGUUAUAUUUGUACCACAAACUAAAAUAUCUGUGCAUAAGAGACGCAGUUGAGAUAGUCUUGAAGGUCACUCAUACCGAAGCUGGUUUGAGCUGUUUUAACUCUCUUAAUAUUUAGGUCCUUGUAUCUCUUACCAAUUCAUGUGCCUACUUUUAAAAUGGGAUUGGGGUAUGAACUUUUGGCUUGUUAAACAAUGUGGUCAAAAAAACAUUUUGAAGGCUAAUUUAUGUAGCAUAUCAAAUUGGAUUUUGGAAUCAGGCUAUAGAUAGAAUAUACCAUUUAAAUGGUUUGUCA